UUGUUUUGGUGGUUCUCCUAGUUCCGGGCUCGUGUCGCUGACCCGCGGGCCGUUCGCGGUGCAUGGCCGCUAUAGCUGUGCCGACAGCCUGGCUUCGUAACAUUUUCCGUCGCGGGGCACUGUCCCUUAGAUCCAUCUCCACGGUCGACAUGAACUCCACGGGCUCAGCGGUGUGCUGCUCACCUCUGGAGCGCCUUCCUUUUGAUAACUUGGCGCUGAGGAGGCUUCCGCUGGACCCCUCCGAGGAGCCAGGCGUAAGGGAAGUGCGGGGCGCCUGCUUCUCCCGCGUUCAGACACAGCCGCUGCUCAGCCCCAGGUUCGUCGCAGUGUCCAAGCCCGGCCUGGCUCUGCUUGGGCUUAGCGCCCAGGACGUGCUGAGCGACCCGCUCGCCCCGGAAUAUCUCAGUGGCUCCAAGAUCAUGCCAGGCUCCGAACCGGCCGCUCAUUGCUACUGCGGCCACCAGUUCGGCUCAUUCGCUGGACAGCUAGGUGACGGAGCUGCUUGCUACCUGGGCGAGGUGAAAACCCCCGCGGAUCAAAGCGAUGAUCUGCUGCGCGAAAACCCCUCUGGCCGCUGGGAGAUUCAGGUGAAGGGUGCUGGACCCACACCAUAUUCAAGACAAGCGGACGGCCGCAAAGUGCUGCGCUCCAGCAUCCGGGAGUUCCUGUGCAGCGAGGCAAUGUUCGCCCUGGGCAUUCCCACCACCCGUGCGGGCUCACUGGUCACCUCUGACCUUCAUGUACUGCGUGACGUCUUCUACGAUGGGCGAGCCCGCCGGGAAAGGUGCUCCGUUGUCCUGCGUAUCGCCCCCACUUUCAUCCGAUUUGGGUCUUUCGAGAUCUUCAAGCCGACAGACGAGUUCACCGGUCGCCAGGGCCCCAGCGUUGGCCGGGAUGACAUUCGGGCCCAGCUCCUCGAUUACGUAAUUGAGACGUUUUACCCAGAAAUUCAGCAGAGCCACACAGACAGGGAGGCGCGAAAUGCUGCCUUCUUCAGAGAGCUGACGCGGCGCACAGCCCAACUAGUGGCACAGUGGCAGUGUGUGGGCUUCUGUCAUGGCGUCCUCAACACAGACAACAUGAGCGUCCUGGGACUGACUCUAGAUUAUGGCCCCUUUGGAUUCAUGGACAGGUUCGACCCAGACUAUGUGUGCAACGCUUCUGACAACAUGGGUCGCUACUCCUACCAAGCUCAGCCCGCGGUGUGCCGGUGGAACCUGGCAUGCCUGGCUGAGGCCCUCGGACCCGAGCUGCCGGAGGGCCAGGCACAGGCCGUCCUGGGCGAAUACCUGCCCCUCUACAACUCCUUCUACAUGGGAAACAUGCGGAGGAAGCUGGGCUUGCUGAGGAAGGAGGAGGCCGAGGACGAGCUGCUUGUCACAGAGCUGCUGCAGACGAUGCACAAUACUGGCGCUGACUUUACCAACACGUUCCGCUCCUUGAGCCAGGUUCCUUGUCCCAAGGAGGGAGAGGUAGAGGCUGAUGUUCUGGAGGCUGCAGUGAACCUCCUCCUGGAACAGUGCGCCUCCCUGGAGGAGCUCAAGGCAGCAAGCAAACCCACCAUGGACCAGCGUGAACUGUUGAUGAUCUUGUCUUUGGCCGAGUCCAACCCAGCCAUCUUCCAGCUGUUGGCUGGCAAGAAGAUGGUUACCAGGCAGCUGGAAAAGCUCGCAAAGCUGAAGGAGCUCAUGGAUACCAACCAGGAGGAUCUGAGAUCCAAGCAGAGGGAGGACUGGACUCGCUGGAUGAAACAGUACAGGAGGCGCCUUGCCCAGGAGUGCACUGGAUUGGGUGAUGUCCAUGCUGUGGAGGAGGAGAGGGUGCGGGUAAUGGACAGCACCAAUCCCCGGGUGGUGCUCAGAAACUACAUCGCCCAGAAUGCCAUCGAUGUGGCUGAAAGUGGUGACUUCUCAGAGGUCCAGCGGGUCCUCAAGGUUCUGGAGGAGCCUUUCGCUGCUCAGCUGGACUUGGAAAAGCCUGGCUUGGUGGGCCAGGGUGGGAUGAUGGAGCAGGGAGAGAGGGGUGAGGGUGGGGCAAGGGAGGAAGAUCAAGGGGCCACCUCCAGACCGUUUGUAUGCUAUGACAGCAGGCCUCCAACCUGGGCCAGUGAAAUCUCUGUUACCUGAUCGUCAUAGUGCCUCCCUGACAAACACAUCACUUGGCUGUGAAAACAGGGGAUGGUUUCUGGUUAAGAAUUAUCCCUAAGAACAAAUCUGAAAUCAGAUAAUCCAGUAGCCCCCAUUUUCACAGAUUCUUCAGGUGAAUUAAUGUCUAGGGAGGUAGUUUUUGGCAUAAGGGCUUCUGUUAACCAUUCCAAACUACAAAGAUGGAGAGGGAAAAGUGAAUGUAAGGCCACUAGGUAUGUUUCUUACCAAAGGUCAUGAGACACCCAUCUGGUUGCAGGAAAAUGCAUGGAAUAUGGUCCUUCCAGCUUCCAAGAAUUAAUACAAGUCUUCAAUAAUGCAUUUAAUGUGCAGUUUGGGCAGGAAGUAUGUUACUAAAUUCCAUUCAAGACAAGUUAUCUCCACUGACUUCUGGAACUGUAUGUGUGCAGGAAAAGCUGUACUAGCCAAACUACUUCUGUAUUUAUCAGCUAUGUACAUACAUAUGGUCUCACCAGAAGUGCUACUACGUUUCAUAUUUCUAACGUAAUAUCAGUAUGAAAAGCCUUUGGUGAGAUGUAGCCUGGCCUCAACCUCCCAUCUCCAUCAUUUUGUGUUGGUUUGGUUAGAAAUGAGGGCUCAGACACCAAGUCCUUUUGGGAUCUGUCUAGAGUCUGAGAACAGGAGUGCCCUUCUCCAGUUUCAGCUCGCACGCACGCACAUGCACGCACAUGCACGCACGCACAUGCACACACGCACAUGCACACACGCACACGCACAUGCACACACGCACGCACACACGCACAUGCACGCACGCACAUGCACACACGCACAUGCACGCACAUACACGCACAUGCACGCACGCACAUGCACGCACGCACAAGAGUGUCUAAUCAGGGACUGCAGUAGCUAAGAAGACAUACAUCCAGCAUUAUCCCUUUUUGGUGUUGAACCUUCUCAAAAUGAUUUUGGUUACAGUUACGUGAGCUCUGUCACUUUUCAGCAGAUAUUUUCAAAUCUUUGGUUUGGACUGCAUCGUGUUUUGUAAUCCAAUAGAAGCUAUAGGAUUUGUAGCACAAAUGUCUUAGGCAGUCAAAGCAAGAAAGAAAGUCGAUCUUUGUGGUGUUGUCAACUGUCAAAGUUUGUUAGCGAGGCCGUUUCAACACCUUUCCUGACAGAAUAUCGGUAACUUUUUGGGUAACGCUGGGGAAUACUAGGAAGUGAGUUUUACAUACACAGACGGUAGGCUUAAGUGAACCUGGCAUUUCUGUCUGAGUGUGUUGACAUAAAAGAAGCAUUAAGGCAGCGGUGUCCACAUUGUACACCAAUGAUACAGACUAAGAGCUGCCCUUCGACAGGCAGAAGGUAGGUAAUACCUGCUCUUAUAGGCAAACAGCAAACUCAAUCAUCAGCAACCCCCGGCACGAAUUUAAUCUGACUACGGUAAGAGCCGAAUAUCAGUAUUGUGGUUGAAACAUUUAAUUUCUUUGUGCAGAAUUGAGUCAGUGGCGUUACCCAUCCCAACUGUUGCAUAGGCUACGAUUUUGGUGAAUGGCUGGGAUUUUCGCCUGUUUUAAUCAGAAAUCCUGCACUUAGACCUGCUCAGAGACAUGCGGUGACAAUCACCGUGACAAUAUACUAAAAGUGAGCGAUGAUUCGUAUUAUCAAAAACUCAGACGUAAGCCUCCAGAGACUUCACUAAGCCAGAAAACUGCUCUGUAGUUCACCCUUCAGAAGAAAUGUGUUCGUUUUUAUACCUUAAUCGUUAGUUUCUUGUCUGCUAAUUUCCAUAUAUCCUAACUGUGAGGUUACUACCCGGUUGAACAACUUUAAACAUUUUCUUUGACUGCCUAAGACUUUUGCACAGUACUUGAGUGCAAUAGGAAAUUUUAAAGUUUUUCUUUUUUGGUGGGGGGGGGGGGUGUUUAUAAGCUGAGAAACCCAAAUAGAUUAAUUGGGUUUUGCCGAGUGAUUAGUGAUAGUGAGCUAUCUACAGUUGCUGACACUGUGAGCAAAAAUGCAAGCUGAGUCGCAUGUCCUCAAUGCUGGUUUUAAGUCAAACUUUUAUUACCGAUAUAUUCAAGUAAUUUUCCUUUCCAAAUUAUCUGCCAUAUCUAAAACAUUUUUGCAUUUAAUAAGAUGUAUAGAAUUUGGCCUUAAUGUAAUUUUGAUAUCAGAUCAUUUAUAUAACUUUUGCAGCAAUCUUCAUUAAAUGAUGACAUUCGAGGGUCUAGUUUUAUAAUUUUUAUGAAUGUUUCAGUGUAUCAAUUGCAGGAUGUGGUUGAAUAUUCUUUCAAAAUCGUGAAUAAAGCUCCUUUGUUAA
This is a messenger RNA of Brienomyrus brachyistius, 4425 nucleotides long. RefSeq names its product selenoprotein O1 (gene selenoo1). The transcript is spliced from 9 exons. Lineage: Eukaryota; Metazoa; Chordata; Actinopteri; Osteoglossiformes; Mormyridae. The record is from RefSeq and is a predicted model, not a curated record.